UCUUUGCCAUCAAUAUCUUUAACCUAUGAACUCCUUAGUGUGCCAGUUCUCCGCCAUAUUGACUGUUGUCUUGACUGGAGGAGAUAGAGAACAUUUUGAGGUCCGAGAAGAAACGAAAGUGUGCUCCUAAAAUCAUCGAAACUGGUGCAAACUUGGCCAAAGCGUAUUAUAAACGCUGUCGUAAUGGCAAGGAAGAAAAGCAAGCAGCAAGGGGUCGCCCAGAAGGAGCUUGCGCCUGGACAGCAGACCGUACCGAAGAGCCCAGUAUCUCCCAGCGAUGCAGCUGGCGGUGGCGGUGGAGAUGCUGGGCUGGAUAGGCUGGCCACUACCAGGGCGAACCAGCCUAUGCACACCUGCUGCCUCCUGUGCCAUCGUGAAUUUAAGGACUGGGGAGCAAGCUCCAUGAAUGGACUCCCCGGGGGCCACGGGACCAAGCUGGCUGAUGCUGUGCCUGCACUCUCCCAGGCCUUAUUGCGGGAGGCGCCAGGGCGCAAGCUUGCUGAUGCGGUGCCCUCGCUGUCUCAGUCCCUGCUGGGAGAGGUGCCUCUGUGGAUUUGUCAGAGCUGCUGCAAGAGUGUGGAAGAGGAGGAGAGGCGGAGCACCCAGGAGCAGCCGACACAGGUACCAUUGUCACACUCUUCCUCCUGUAAGUCCCAGAGCUGUGGGAACGGUUACCCGGAGCAAAGUACUGUGGACUGGGACCCGAGUUCCUUCCUGUCAGCCCACAAACUGUCAGGUCUCUGGAACUCUGCCCACACCAAUGGAGGGGAACACUGCAACCAUAACACUUCUUCACACUCACAACAAGGUGUAACACCAGGAUCAGCCUGUCAUGAGAAAAGAGGACUUCAUGAGGCGCCUGGGAAAUCUGCUAAAACGUCAGGGACCAAAGUCUGUCCCUACAGUCACCCGUCAUCCCAGAAUUCCAGUGGAACUUCUGCUGGGAACCCCCUGUCUACCUCAGCAGACCUUUGUAAAACCACUCCCAAGCACUUCAAGACCAUGUGCCGUCGACCAACGCCACCAGGUGAAGCCUUCCACCCCAGUGACCACCAUCAACACACAGACUUGUCGGUACCCCCCAACAGUCCCACCGGCCUGUCAUCCCAGCAUUCCUCUCUCCUGCCCCCAAAGCCGAACUCUGGACAGCACGGCCACGUAACCUCCUCGUCUGGCACUGGUGUGGCAGCCCACGCAGCCCACGCUCCCUUCUCCCCGCUGGUACCAAAUCUCCACGGCCCCGCAGCCAAACUAAAUUCCCCCAGUCCAGAUAGCCCAACAUCUGUCCAUAAGCCCAGCCCAUGCAAAAACUCCCACAUUCCUGCCGUGAACACACAACACAGCAAACUGGGCACGUCUCUCAUAGGCUGUAACCAUCCCUGUAAUGGACACAGUCCGGGAACAGUGGCCACUUCCAAUGUAGGUCAUCUGACAGCUGGGGCCUGCAGGGACCAGGCAUGUAAGGGGCACAAAAUGACUAAUGGGACGUUGUGUCAUCCUCCAUCUGAGCUGGAGGAGGGGGAAGAUGAAGACAGCAGCUCUGAGAGGAGCUCCUGCGCCUCCUCUUCCACUAACCAGAAGGACGGGAAGUACUGCGAUUGCUGCUACUGCGAGUUCUUUGGACACAAUGCGCCUCCAGCUGCACCAACUAGCCGAAACUAUGCUGAGAUCCGAGAGAAACUCCGCUCACGCCUGACCCGACGUAAAGAGGAGCUGCCUCAGCGUCAAGAUUCAGAACUGACAGUGGCUGGUGCCAUUGACAACCGAGAUGUGGACGAGCUUCUAGACUUCAUAAACAGUUCUGAGCCCAAACCUGUUAACAGUGCCAAGGCUGCCAAAAGGGCUCGUCACAAACAAAAGAAAAAGGAAAAAGCUCAGCAGGGCAACAUGGGUGCUGCAGGCAGUGACCCCCACUCCAACCCAUCUGAGCCUGUCGACGAGCCCAUCCCUGAUGGUUCUGAAGCCAGCCGGUUGCUGGACUGGCCUCAGCUCGAGCUUGAACGCGUCAACAGUUUUCUCACCAGUCGGCUUGAAGAGAUUAAGAACACCAUCAAAGACUCAAUCCGGGCCUCAUUUAGCAUGUACGACCUCAAUCUGGAUGUCAACGACUUCCCAAAGAAGGCAGCCACAUUGGAGGGAAAUCAUUUACUGUCCCAUCUCAAUGGUUCCUCUGACCUGCAGCAGAUAGAUCUCGACCUUGCCCCGCUUUCACUGGGAUCCUUUAAGAGCCACCUUGAUCUGGUAAAUGGAUGGGAGGACACAACCACUGUCUCAUCCCCUAAUACCACAACCACAGCAUCAGGCAUCAUUGCUGGGUCAAAGGACAUUCAGCGGUUGCACACUACCCCCAGUCUCUCAAAGCUCAUAAGGGUUCGCUCCCCAGAAAGAUGCAUUUCUACUGGAUCUGACAAUUUGCCACAGGUGCCAGCCCAAGCAACAGCUAAAUCAAAGGAGGACACCCCUGAUCCCAAGAACACAGCAGUUGGGAACAGUGGUGCAAAGUCAAAGAAGACUAAAAAACAGCAGCAAAGACAGGAGCAAUCUGUGUCAGAGCAAAAUUCCAGCAAACCAACCAAAGCUGCCUCGGGGAAUGAAACACAGAAAACCAAUGAGUCUAAAGAAAUGGCUUCUAACGGCACAAAAGCUGGGAACAAACAGCUGCAGCACUCUGCAGACAGCCAGAGAAACGGGCCUAAGAAAGCGGAGGAGGGCAGAUCGUCCAAACAUGCAGUAAAUGGAGCAAAUGGUGGCCUCGCAAAUGCACAAAGGGGGAAAUGUGACACAGAGACACGGGGAGGUCGAUCUGAGCAGGAUACAGAAAGCAAAGCCCAUCCCACCAUUCCAGCAAAUGGACAGCAACAGCAGCAAUCCAAGGGGAAGAAUAAGAAGAACAAGAACAAGGGUGAAAAAUCCAGCAGUGCUAUUGACGAUGUAUUUCUUCCGAAAGACGUGGAUCCCACCGAAAUGGAUGAGAUUGAUCGGGAAGUGGAAUACUUCAAAAGGUUUUGCCUCGAUUCUGCAAAACAAACUCGCCAGAAGGUAGCAGUGAAUUGGUCCAACUUCAGUCUCAAAAAGGUUCCUUCCAAUGCAGCUCAAUAACUUGGAUGAGUGCCAGGAAAAAAAACUUUACACCACAAACUCUUUCAGUAGAGCCCUAUUUGGCCUGAGGCCUUCUCUCGUUCCCUGUUUUCUUCUCUUCAUUACUAAGCCAAGGGACCCUGGUUCAAAAUCAUACUCUCCAUUCAGAAGACUGAAACAUAACUUGUGGCUAAUGAGCCAUGGGUCAUUCUCAAGGCCAACUCUACCCUUUGCUAUUAUUGCAAUGUUCACUAAAUGAGAGAUGCAAAAUGGAAAAAAGUCUGAAUCCACUGCAUCCAUGUGCUUACGUAUGUAGUAUGUAAACAAUUACCUUACAUGAAAUAAAUGUUUUUAUCACAAAUCUGAGACAUUUUAACGUUGUUAAACUUCUGAUUUCCAGUCAGUUCAAUUUGGUGCUCAUCAUCCAUUACAUUCUGCAUCGCUAGUUUACCACCUGCUACACCAGUCUCUGUAGACACUAUAGACCAUUUGUCUUAUACUGUACAGCUGAAAAAAAGGAGCACAAGACAACAUUUUGACCUAAUUUUAGGGAAAAACACUUCUCUUCUGCAGGGAGCAAUAAUGGCAACAAUUGCAUUGAUUUUACUCGCCAGCAGACUCCAGUGCAUCUGGUUAUUGUCGACAGUUUUCAUUUGGAAUAUUUUUCUCAAAUUUUAAUUGUUAUGAUCGAAUUAUUAAGGGAUCAGUGAUUAAAAAAAUGAACUGACAAACACUCGAUGACCUACCUGCUACACUGUUAUCUUUUGUAUGAAAUCAUAAAAUUAUGUUUAAAAAACAACAUGAAUGUUUGACAACUUUCAGUACACCAAAAACACUAAUAUAACCUUGUGGGAAAUAUCAAACCACUGUGUAUAACACUUGGCUCACAGGAUGCAUUUUAAAUAAUAUGAAUCCAAUUAGGUAACCAUGCACGUAGAACAGUAAAAUCUAAAUACUGUCCCCUAGUCCUGUAUUGGGCAAGCUCAAUGCGUCUGUUGCUUCAAUAUCAAGCCUCCCUUGGUGUUAAUCUUGAACAAUUAUCUCUUUUAUAGUGAUAUCCAGUAUACACUCUGCCAUCUGUAGAAAAAAAGUCCUUUACCUUGGUUUUCUCACUCUUAAACUGUCAUUUUAACCCCUAUAUCCCAGCAGUGACAGGUACACCAGUGUGCAAUGUUCAUUUUAAUGUUGGAUCCAUCACACCUUGUUUGACACAGUUAAUUUUGGUGCUUGUACAUACUGAGUGAUUAUUUUGGGCCCUUUUGAGCCCUUGUCAUGCGUUUCUGGAGGUUGUGUGUGAGAGAUAUAUUUUCAACCCUACUACUCCUUUUUUUUUCUUUUUUUUUUCUUUCUUUCUUCUUUCUCUCUCUCCCCCCUGUACUGUGACCGUGGUGGCACCCUCCACCUCAGCUAGCCUAUCUGAAGUCCAAGUCUUGACACCUUUGGGACAAGGGCCUCGGGAUUUACAACAGUAACCAUGUUUUAGCUGAUGGCUUUCAUUGAGAUGGAUGAUUUCUUUCCAGAAUCUGUGCUGAGAUUUUGUUUUCGUACAUCUCUGAUGCUUUUCAGGUUAUAUUCAAUUAGAGAAGAUUAUCUUAAUGUUUCGAAUGUAGAUUUAUACUAUACCAAUAAUAGCCAAGUGUAUGUUGGCUUGUUUCUUUUUUUUUUAAAUUCACUUUUGAUACUGUGAAAAAUCUU
Molecule: messenger RNA, 4773 nt
Organism: Xiphias gladius (swordfish)
Lineage: Eukaryota; Metazoa; Chordata; Actinopteri; Istiophoriformes; Xiphiidae
Gene: fam193b
Product: family with sequence similarity 193 member B
Exons: 10
Coding region: 184-3099 (971 amino acids)
Cellular component (GO): cytoplasm; nucleus
Source: RefSeq, a predicted model, not a curated record